This is a messenger RNA of Periophthalmus magnuspinnatus, 3849 nucleotides long. Its product is annotated as fibroblast growth factor 4B-like. Gene Ontology annotation, biological process: cell differentiation; positive regulation of gene expression; positive regulation of cell population proliferation. The coding region runs from base 473 to 1099 and encodes 208 amino acids. The record is from RefSeq and is a predicted model, not a curated record. Gene Ontology annotation, molecular function: growth factor activity; fibroblast growth factor receptor binding. The transcript has 3 exons. Gene Ontology annotation, cellular component: cytoplasm. Lineage: Eukaryota; Metazoa; Chordata; Actinopteri; Gobiiformes; Gobiidae.
CGUGCACGCUACCAAUAAUAUUCUCCAGUAUAGCCAGCAGACUGUUGAGCCUUUGACUUGUGGCCCACACUGAGCUCUCACCACCCCCAACGUGAAGACAGCACGAUGCCAGGUGGAAUGCCACAGCCAUUGCCAGGUUCAAGGGGCUUUUGGUGAGCGCCACUAACUAGGAUUCUAAAGGAGCCUAAAGGAGGAGGAGAGAGGAGAGAGUAGGAGCGAGAGAGAGAGGCGCGCGCGGAGGAGCAGCAAAACAUGGUAAUCACCACCACCAACAUCUCCAUCACCACCACCACCACCACCAUCACCCCCAACUCUGCCUCUCCUCCACUGCGCUGGAGAGCGCGUUUCAUACCCAAAGCCCUGCACCGCGCUCCAAAAAUAUCCCUCAGCCAGCAUGCCGAAGGAAGCAAAACAAGAAGACUGGUAUUUUUAGGGUCAUUAAUUUGGACCACGUGGCCGCAAGGUAAACCGGAUGGCCGUUGCGCAGAGGCUCCUCGUCAGUAUGUCCUGCGAGGCCGGCACGCCGCAGUGGACGCUGACCGCGGUGCUUCUCCUGGGCUUACUGCUGGGGGUCGUGUCAGCGUACCCUUUACCGAGCAGCAGAACAAAUGCAACUUUACUGGAGAAACGUUGGGAGAGCCUGUUCUCCCGCUCUAUGUUGGGUAUCUCCGGGGAGAAGCCGGACUUGAACUGGGAGAGUGACUAUUUGCUGGGCAUCAAACGUGUGCGGAGGCUCUAUUGCAACGUGGGCAUCGGGUUUCACCUUCAGAUCCUCCCUGACGGAAGGAUAAACGGUGUACAUAAUGAAAACCAGUACAGUUUAAUAGAAAUCUCUACGGUGGAGAGAGGGGUGGUGAGCCUGUAUGGGGUGAAGAGUGGGCUGUUUGUCGCAAUGAACCGCCGCGGGAGGCUAUACGGAACGACAGUCUUCCAUGAUGAGUGCAAGUUCAAGGAGAGCUUGCUCCCAAACAACUACAAUGCCUACGAGUCUCAAGUUUACAGAGGCUUCUACAUAGCUCUCACCAAGCAUGGCCGGGUCAAGAGGGGCAACAAGGCCACCACCGCCAUGACUGUAACGCACUUCCUACCGCGAAUAUGACAAGCAAAAGUUGGCAAUAACAACCUUAUUUGCACAUGUGGAUUAUAUCCCAGGUAAUACCAUACAUAAACACAAUAUGGACUCCUAGAGAAGAAGUAUCAGUAUAUCUUAAAAUAUUUAAUAAUUUAUUUGUAUAUUUCGGUAACUUACUUUGAGUUGGAGGAUGUAGACAUAUCAUUUGGUGCUGCUUUUUAAUUAAACAUAUUUUUUGUAAGACAAGGGAAUGAGGAAGCUUGAGUUAACAAUUUUAAUGGGCGAAAGCUUGGUUUGCCCUGUCAGUGGAAUGCACUGAUGGAAAAUGGAAUGGAUAUUUUUUAUUACCUCAAAGCACUGUAGAAAAAAAAAUGAGGACAAUACUAGAAAACUGUGUGCAUGACAUUUCGUAAAAGAAUGCCUGUAACUGCAAUCAUUGUUCUUAUUUAUCAUUUGAUUGUUUUUGUCACUGUCAGGGCAAGCAAAACAUGCACAGAGAUGUUUUUUUCUUGCUUUAGUGAGGUAGAGGUGCCUUGAAUUCCUAUAUGCGGCCCCCUACCCUUGCAUGUGAGAAAUGUGGUGCUCAAGUCAGAAAUAGGAAUGAAGCACAUCACUAGUCUCCCACUGACACCAUUGAGACUUCAGCCCAAUUCUUGGAGGGUCAGAACAAAGGUUUAUUUAUUUUCUUUCCAUAGUUAAAGAUGCACAAUGUAAGUUUUUUGCCAGGGUGUCUGCUUCCUUGGCACCGUUAUUGCUUUGUCCAGAAUGUUCCAUAGUAUGGUGUUAAAAUUAUCUGUUUUACAUGAAUUAAUUUACAGGUGUUUUUAUUGCUUAAAAAUACUCGCAUUCUUACUGUGAGCGUGGUCACCUCUCCAUAGUGCUAACCUGUAAAUUGGACGGGUGACGUCACCUGCUUGUCUCCAUUGUGAUAGAUACAUUAGACACUGCUAUACUGUCGAACAUUAAAGCUAAAGAAGUAGCCUUUUUGAGGAGAAUGGCAAAUGGCAGACCCUCCAUCAGAAAACUUAAAUAUGUGUUCCGUGUUGGAGACGUUAUGUAGCACACGGCCCAGUGGAGCCUCUUAAUGAAAUGGAAAUCUUUGUUUGAUCAUUCGGUUUCCUCCUAUUAUUUGCAAGGGAGCUUUGACAAUCCUAGGUUUUACUUUCACCAGUGUUGCUUGAUUCUGAAAGUAUUGAUGAAAUAUAUUUUGGGAAACAUAGAGUUGGCCAUUUGUUUUACAGAAUUUCGAUGGUUAUUGGUAAUCUAUGUGUGGCAGUUGUAAUGACAUAAAAACUCAACUGCUACCAUUGUAUCAAUAAGUAAGUUUGCCCAUUUGGAUCACAAAGUAAGUUUUGCUUGGUGGGGUAUGUGUAUCUUAUUUUAACGGGUAAUGAAGACAGAGAUGGGCUGUUUUUAAUACAGCUUGUUUUUAAUAGCAUACUUGAUUCAGGGACAAAGCAAGAUAAUGAUGGUGAAUACUAGAGUGAGCAUGGUUAUAGAGAGGAUGGGUAUAGAUACACUGCGAGGGUGCUCAACAAAGCUAAAGUGAAGUGCCAUUCAUGUUUCAAUACUAGAUCUGAGAUGUAUGCUUUUGUGUGUGAUUCAGGCACAUUUCAAGGUCCACCUCUUUGAAUGUUUUUACUGUCCAUCUCUAAUGUGCAAUGAAAUACACUUUCACUUUGUAAACAUGUUAUAUGUGUUAUGUUUAAACCUGCUGCCACUCAGUUCAACAGUUACAUGGUGGAUUCAUAAAGAGGUAGUUUUAGCCUCUUGGUGGCUCUAACAUACAAUACUGUAAUCAUUUCUGUGCCAUACCGCUUCCAGCAUUGCACAUCCAGAGGCAGUUAUUCCCUAUAUGUUAAGAAUGAGCAAUAUCUUGUGAAUUUAGUUUGAGCCUAAGGAACAGGGCUUUGCCUGUGCAAGCUAUUGUAGUGUGCUCUCCUCUGUAGAAAGGCACAAACACAAGUCUUCAACAGGCUGUAAGAGAGUGCAGGUUAAGAUGUAGCAAAUGGCCAUGUAAAACAAUCAAAUGCUUCCAAAUAAACUGGGCUGGUAGACUGAAUACUGUGAACUCAGAAAGCUAUUUUCUUUUAAUGGCAUGUUCAUAACUAAAAUUUAGAUUUUUUUUGUUUUGUUUUGAGUCUACUGUAUUUUUAGUAAUACCACUGAUCGCACUAUUCGGGGAGUUUAAUUUAAAUACUUUAGUACACAUUCUGAUGUGCGAUAAAAGGCAAUAUUAAGCUACAGUCAUGUUGGGCUGUAGCGGCCUGAGCAGUUAUAUUUACAAUGACUUGUAGAGUUGAGUUGAGAAUACGCAGAACUAAAUGUGAAGAACACAUUCACAUUGUGAAUAAUAUAAUGGUUUUCUGCAGAGUUCCUCUUUAGUCUAUUCUUUUAAAAGUAUUCUCAAACUUGCUCAGUACGAAAGAGUCAGUCAGCAGGACAUAGGUCAUUUGGGGGGACUAUAUGUGUAUGUAUGUGCCACUGUGCUCCGGCAGCCUUUGUGUUUUCAGUUUUCUAUUCCUGCACUGAGGGGAGAGUCUUUCCUCUUUUUUAACAUAUACCUCACCUUCUGCCUUAGUUACGAUUAUUGAAAUGAUUGUAAAUUACUUUAAAACAGCAGAUUUCUCCAAUCAUUUAUUUCUGAAAAAUAUGAGUGAGUAAAAUAUUAUAUUACAAAUGGUUUUCCUUUUAUUUUUGUACGUAUGUGCUGUGCACAGCAGUCAACUGUAUUCCUGAAAAGACAAUAAAAGACUUUUUUGUAAAAAAAAAAAAAA